AUGGAACCAGUAGAUCUUCCACAGGUUGUUUUUAAUCUCACUCAAAGGGUUGAUCAGUUAGCCCAGGGCUUACACGACUUACAAGUUGAAAAUAUUGCACUAAGAAAUAUUAUAAAAGAAUCCAUUGCACUGAAAUCUAGUCAAUUUGAGACUAUGCUUGAACCACAGGUUUCCUUACCAGAGCAUUUCUCAGGCAAUAGAAAAAUGUACAGGCAGUUUAAAAAUGCCUGCCACUUACUCUUUUCCAUGAAACCCAGGACUUACCCCACUGAGAGAGUGAAGGUUCUGACCACCAUAUCAUUCCUCAGAGGGGAACCAAGAAACUGGGCUGACAAAUUCUUUGAGACAGAGGAUCCAAUUUUAGGAUCACUAGAAGCUUUCUUUGCAUCCAUGGAUGCAUUAUUUCAAGAUACAGAUAUCCAGCUCACAGCUGAAUCCUCCAUGAGAACAAGGCAAAAGACCCGUGGAGGAGUAUAUCACAGACUUUAA
Bombina bombina (fire-bellied toad) is the source of this 489-nucleotide messenger RNA. RefSeq names its product protein LDOC1-like. The record is from RefSeq and is a predicted model, not a curated record. The coding region runs from base 1 to 489 and encodes 162 amino acids. The transcript has a single exon. NCBI's taxonomy places the organism in Eukaryota, Metazoa, Chordata, Amphibia, Anura, Bombinatoridae.